Messenger RNA from Phalaenopsis equestris, 1137 nucleotides. Its product is annotated as fasciclin-like arabinogalactan protein 4. Gene Ontology annotation, biological process: abscisic acid-activated signaling pathway; multidimensional cell growth; mucilage biosynthetic process involved in seed coat development. Lineage: Eukaryota; Viridiplantae; Streptophyta; Magnoliopsida; Asparagales; Orchidaceae. The record is from RefSeq and is a predicted model, not a curated record. Gene Ontology annotation, cellular component: plasma membrane.
GCCGGCGGCGACAUCGCCGACGUACUUCGUUACCAUGUCCUCCUCGAAUACCUCUCCUGGUCGGAUCUCCACCGGAUUCCGCCUACCGGCAAGAUGGUAACCACUCUGUACCAAACCACCGGCCGCGCCCCCAAUAAUCUGGGCGCCGUCAAUCUCACUCGUGACCCCACUAAUGGCGUCGUCACGGCUCGCUCACCCGUCCCCUUUUUCGCUUCCAACGCCACCGUCAUCUCACUCGUUACGACAGUGCCGUACAACAUUUCCGUCUUCACGGUUAACGCUUUACUAAUGCCCUACGGAUUCGAUCUCGCCGCAUCGGAAACGCGUCCUCCGGCGGCGCUGAACAUCACUCGAGUGCUCCUCGACGGCCGGGAUUUCAACGUUGCGGCGUCGAUGAUGGAAGCAUCGGGAGUCGUGGAGGAAUUCGAGAACGACGAGCAUGGGGCGGGGAUCACCCUCUUCGUGCCUACGGAUGAGGCGUUUGCGGGAUUACCGGCCACGGAGAGGCUGCAGUCCCUAACGGCGGAGAGGAAAGCAGCGGUCCUCAAAUUUCAUGUGCUUCAUUCUUAUUACCCUCUUGGAUCGCUGGAAUCGAUCGUGAAUCCGGUUCAGCCGACGAUCGCGACGGAGGAUUCGCAGGCUGGGUGGUUUACGCUCAAUAUCUCUAGAGUGAACGGAUCCGUGGCGAUUGAUACGGGAUUAGUGCAGGCGACGAUUACUAGAACGGUGUACGAUCAAAAUCCAGUUGCGGUGUUCGCCGUCUCGAAUGUUCUGCUUCCUCGGCAGGUUUUUGGGAAGGGAGAGCAGAACCAGGAGGGAGUGGGUUUGGAAACUGCGACGCCAUCGCCGGAGGCGUCGCCGCCGGAGGAGGGCAUGGCGGCUCCGGGAAGUUUGAUGUCGCCGCCGGGGAGUGGGGAUAAGUUUUCGGUGGCGGGAAGGUUAGGGUUUCGGGAAUGUGGGAUUUGUAUGGGAUUAAUGUUUCUUCCAUUGAUGCUGGGGGAUCUGUGUAUCUAGGGCUGAGUUCUUUUCUCAAUUUUGUUUUUUUUUAUUUUUGGGUCCUUGAUUUGGCGAUUUUGUAUACGAGAAUUUAUAUUGGAUUUGUAGCUGCAAAGCAGCGAUUUUUUGUUUUGCUUUGGC